Molecule: messenger RNA, 1683 nt
Organism: Benincasa hispida (wax gourd)
Lineage: Eukaryota; Viridiplantae; Streptophyta; Magnoliopsida; Cucurbitales; Cucurbitaceae
Product: serine/threonine-protein kinase SAPK7-like
Biological process (GO): protein phosphorylation
Molecular function (GO): protein serine/threonine kinase activity; ATP binding
Source: RefSeq, a predicted model, not a curated record
UCUUGUUGAAAUUCUUUCAAAUCUGAUUUAGCCAUAACCCAAAUGCCUCUCCCAUCUCUCUCGUUUAUGGCUUCUUGCUGACCCCACCACUAUAUAUGGCGAACACAUUUUGCUUUCUGGAUCUAAUCCCUACCCUACUGCCCAUUUUUAGUUCUUCUUUACCAGCCUCUAAAAUCUUUCUUCCUAAUUCCCUUUCUUCCUUUAUUUUGCGUCUCUUUUUUUGCUUCUGGGUCUUCUCUGUUCUUUGAUUCUUUGCUCAGAUGGACAAAUACGAGGUCGUUAAGGAUUUGGGUGCUGGCAAUUUCGGCGUUGCUCGACUCCUCAGGCAUAAGGAAACAAAAGAGCUUGUCGCCAUGAAGUACAUAGAACGUGGUCACAAGAUAGAUGAGAAUGUGGCAAGAGAGAUUAUAAACCAUCGAUCACUUCGGCAUCCAAAUAUAAUUCGUUUCAAGGAGGUUGUUUUGACCCCAACGCAUUUGGCUAUUGUGAUGGAAUAUGCUGCUGGGGGAGAGCUGUUUGAAAGAAUUUGUAAUGCUGGCCGUUUCAGUGAAGAUGAGGCUAGAUAUUUCUUCCAGCAGCUAAUUUCUGGUGUCAACUAUUGCCAUUCAAUGCAAAUAUGUCAUAGAGACCUAAAGCUAGAAAAUACACUUUUAGAUGGAAGCACAGCACCUCGCCUGAAGAUAUGUGACUUUGGUUACUCUAAGUCAUCCCUGCUGCAUUCGAGACCAAAAUCAACUGUUGGUACUCCAGCAUAUAUAGCACCAGAAGUUCUUUCUCGAAGAGAGUAUGAUGGCAAGAUGGCAGAUGUAUGGUCAUGUGGAGUAACUCUUUAUGUCAUGUUGGUUGGUGCAUAUCCUUUUGAGGAUCAGGAGGAUCCUAAAAAUUUUAGGAAAACAAUUCAGCGUAUUAUGGCCGUUCAGUACAAAAUUCCAGACUAUGUUCACAUAUCUCAAGAUUGUCGACACCUUUUAUCUCGCAUUUUUGUCCCUAAUCCAUCAAGGAGAAUUACUUUAAUGGAGAUAAAAAAUCACCCAUGGUUCUUGAAGAACUUGCCAAGAGAACUUACUGAAUCGGCUCAAGCAGCUUAUUACAAGAGAGACAACCUGAGCUUCUCUCUCCAAAGCGUGGAUGAAAUUAUGAAAAUUGUGGGGGAGGCUAGAAACCCACCACCAUCGUCAAGACCUCUCAAAGGUUUUGGAUGGGCAACAGAAGAUGACGAAGAAAGCAAUGAGGACGUCGACGGAGUGGUGGAAAAAGAGGAAGAAGAAGAAGACGAGUAUGAUAAGAGGGUGAAAGAAGUUCAUGCAAGUGGAGAGUACUUGGUCAAUUAGAAGUGCAGUGCUCCAAUUACUAUUCACUCAGGUUUGCGUGCUUAUAUUAUUGCGUAUGUUCUCGUCGUCGGCUUUGCGUGUACAGCCUGUUAAUAUUUAUAAUAGCACAUUGCAGUCGUAUUUUUGCAGACUCAAAGAUCAGUCUUUCAUAUAUAGUUUGUUGGUUUUCAGGGUCUGCUGUGGUUGUGUAAGUCAUUGAUUUUGCAUUUUUGUUUGUCACUCAAAUGUAUGAUUGAAAAAGCUAUGUUAUUGGCAUGUAAUUCAUAGUAGGUGGAAGGAUUUUUGGUGUAAACCUUGUGUUUACUACUCAAUGAUGAUAAUGAAAGAAUAGUUACAAUGGAAUGUGCCACAA